AUGGAGUGGACAGUACCUGUUAAUGACAUUUUAAAAAAUCAAAUCACAAAGUUAAAUAGCUCAUUGAUCCCACCCGGAUUUCAUGGAGAUGUACGAGCCGUGAGAGUAAUGCAAGAUAGUUUGGCAAAAGUGAUAGACCAUCUUGGUGAACAAUCGGCAAGUGCUCAAGGGUUAAAUAAGGUGAUCACAACUGCGGAGAAGUUACGCAACUCACCGACACACAUCCUGUACCUGUUAAAAGAUAAUAAAGCCCAAGGAGGUAAAGGUGAGGUAAUUGGGCUGCUGAAGGUCGGUCACAAGCAUUUGUUUCUCUUCGACGAACACGACAAGGUCUGCGAGGUGGAACCGCUCUGUGUGCUCGACUUCUACGUGGUACCGGACCGGCAGCGACACGGAUACGGAAAGCUGCUAGUCGAUUAUAUGUUAUUAGAUACAGAAACGUCUGUAGAAAAACUAGCAAUAGACGGACCCUCACCAAAAAUGGAGCAAUUUUUACGCAAGAACUACGGUGUUGACAAAUUAAUGCAUCAAAAGAACAACUUUGCAGUUUCGCCACAGUUCUUUGCCGCAAUACCAGAAAUAAGUAAGUCGCAGCGUAAAGCACCAGUGGCUACUCCUGCAGUCGGCCGCUUUGCCGCUUCCAAACCACACUCCGCUAUUGCCACAGUAAUUCAUGGCGGCGGAAGUACUGCACAGUAUCAACAAACUACUAAUGGCUUCAAGCAUAGCAGACUCGACUGGCACUGACAGGGGAAUACAUUUUUAGUACACUUUUAUGUCAACUUUUAUUUAUGUAUCUUUUAUUUAUGUAUCUUUUAUUUAACUUAUUUUUAUGUAACAGUAAUAUGAUCUUACAUUGUAGCUGUAGAAAAUUUGUUGUCAAUUUUAUGUACAAUAUGAUAUAUAGCAUUGUAGUAACAUAGUGAUUGAAAAAGUUUAUUGAUAUAAUAGCUGAUCGCUUUAUAUAAUAUAAUAGUCGUCUAGGGAGGGUUGGUAAGAUCUAAUCUUUCGUUCAAUGAUAUACAAUAAUAAUAAUACAG
Melitaea cinxia (Glanville fritillary) is the source of this 1040-nucleotide messenger RNA. RefSeq names its product alpha-tubulin N-acetyltransferase 1-like. The record is from RefSeq and is a predicted model, not a curated record. Gene Ontology annotation, biological process: alpha-tubulin acetylation. The transcript has 7 exons. Gene Ontology annotation, cellular component: microtubule. Bases 1 to 747 code for a protein of 248 amino acids. Gene Ontology annotation, molecular function: tubulin N-acetyltransferase activity. NCBI's taxonomy places the organism in Eukaryota, Metazoa, Arthropoda, Insecta, Lepidoptera, Nymphalidae.